Syngnathus typhle (broad-nosed pipefish) is the source of this 1146-nucleotide messenger RNA. RefSeq names its product GATA zinc finger domain containing 1 (gene gatad1). NCBI's taxonomy places the organism in Eukaryota, Metazoa, Chordata, Actinopteri, Syngnathiformes, Syngnathidae. The record is from RefSeq and is a predicted model, not a curated record. Gene Ontology annotation, molecular function: zinc ion binding; sequence-specific DNA binding. The transcript is spliced from 5 exons. Gene Ontology annotation, biological process: chromatin organization; regulation of DNA-templated transcription. The coding region runs from base 237 to 980 and encodes 247 amino acids. Gene Ontology annotation, cellular component: nucleus.
ACCCAUCACAACGAAAACGGCAACGAAGAAGAUUUUGGCUUUCUUUAGCUCCGUCAAUGAAUAAAUACACCUUAUAAAAGACGAUUUUAUUGUAAUAAGUGGUCUUCUUCGACCCAAAAUCAUCUUAGUAUAGCUGUCACGUUAAAUGAGCAAUCCUACAAUCUUUGGUGCACUUGUAUGGCGUUUCCGGAUGAAAACCAGCUAGCAGGAUAUUUUUAUUAUUGAUUGUGGGAACGAUGCCGCUGGGCCUGAAGCCAUGCUGCACCGUCUGCAAGACCAACUCGUCGACCAUGUGGAAGAAAGGAAACCAUGGAGAGAUUUUGUGCAAUAAUUGCUCGGUGAAGAGCAGCAUCGUUACCAGCGGUGUUGGCGGCGGCCCGUCGGCAGCCUCCGCGUCGUCUAGCACUCAGCCCAGCAAUGGUGGAGGCAAGCAGUCAAAGCAGGAGAUCCACAGGCGGUCGGCGCGUCUGAGGAGCACCAAGUAUAAAGCCCCAGCGUCCGAGAAGAAAGUGUCCACCAAAGGCAAGGGCCGGAGACACAUUUUCAAGCUCAAGAAUCCAAUCAAAGCGCCCGAAUCCGUCUCCACAAUUAUCACGGCGGAGUCGGUGUUUUACAAGGGCGUGUACUACCAGAUCGGCGACGUGAUCAAGGUGACGGACGAAGAGGACGGGAAGGCCUACUAUGCCCAGAUACGAGGCUUCGUUCAGGACCAGUACUGCGAGAAGAGUGCUGCGCUCACCUGGCUCAUUCCCACACAGGCUAGCCCCAAAGACCACUUUGACGCCGGCACCUAUAUUUUGGGUCCGGAGGAGGACCUGCCCAGGAAGAUGGAGUACCUGGACUUUGUGUGUCACGCGCCGUCCGAGUACUUCAAGUCGCGGAGUGCCCCCUUCCCCACUGUCCCCGUGCGGCCGCAGAAAGGUUACAUCUGGACGCACAUUGGGCCUACGCCCGCCCAUGCCAUCAAAGAAUGCGUGUAGCGCAGAUGACGUUUUAACAGACACGGACUCGGAUUGACUUGAACAGUCAUGUGUUAUGUUGUUGUUUUACUUGCAGUCACUAAGUUGGCUUUGUUUGUUUCCUUUGUGUCUAAUGCCUUGUAAGCUUUGUUUUGUAAAAUAAUAUAUAUGUAUAUAUUCCUCUUGA